Diaporthe citri is the source of this 1611-nucleotide messenger RNA. RefSeq lists its product as uncharacterized. The transcript has 2 exons. Lineage: Eukaryota; Fungi; Ascomycota; Sordariomycetes; Diaporthales; Diaporthaceae. The record is from RefSeq and is a predicted model, not a curated record. Bases 1 to 1611 code for a protein of 536 amino acids. Gene Ontology annotation, molecular function: carbohydrate binding; carbon-oxygen lyase activity, acting on polysaccharides. Gene Ontology annotation, biological process: pectin catabolic process.
AUGGGCUUCAAGAUGCUCCUCCAUUCUUUGCUUCUGGCCGCCUGCGGCUUCACUUCAGUCUUUGCUGCCUUCGGGUUCACGAAAUCAGGGGACAACUAUGUCAUCGAUGCCGGCUCAUCCAACGCACUCGUGUUCCAGGUCUCGGCCACGAGCUGCGAUAUCAACUCGAUCUUGUACCGGGGAACCCAGCUGCAGUAUUCUGGAAAGGGGUCGCACAUCAGCUCCGGCCUGGGAAGCGCGACCGUCUCGGUCAGCCAGGUCACCGCCUCUGGUACUAGCUACAUCAAGGUCACAUGUGUCACCUCAACCCUCACUCAGUACAUGGUCGUGAAGCAGGCAGAGAGCAACAUUUACAUGGCAACAUACAUCACCGCCGAGCCAGAUAUUGGAGAGCUCCGAUUCAUCGCGCGUCUGCUGCCGUCCGUCCUGCCUAACGAGUAUCCCUAUGGCUCCGUCUCCAACACCAAUGGCGGCAGUGCCGUUGAGGGUUCCGAUGUCUACCUUGUGAGCGGCCAGACCCGUUCAAAGUUCUACUCGUCCACCCGCUUCAUCGACGAGAAUGUGCACUGUGUCAACAGCGACACCAUCCACGCCUGCAUCUUGACUCCUCAGCAAGAGUCCAGCUCCGGAGGCCCCUUCUUCAGGGAUAUUGACUCCAACAACGCCGGCGACUCGACGAACCUCUACAACUACAUGAACUCGGGCCACGUCCAGACCGAGGCCUUCCGCACAGGGCUCCACGGCCCGUACGUGAUGACCUUCUCGCGAGACGGCAUCCCGACCCUCAAGAGCAUCGACACCUCCUUCUUCAGCGAGCUCAGCAUCCAGGGCUACGUCGCCGCAUCCGGCCGCGGAACCGUCACCGGCACCGCCUCGGGCGUCGGCUCGUCCUUCACGCCCGUCGUGCACUGGUACAACUCGGCCGCGCAGUACUGGACCACGGCCAGCUCGAGCGGGUCCUUCACGUCGCCGGCGAUGAAGCCCGGCACCUACACGAUGGUGCUGUACCAGACCGAGUUCAAGGUGGCGUCCCAGUCGGUGACGGUCAGCGCGGGCAAGGCGACGACGUCCAACAUCAAGAGCACGCUCGCGAGCCACACGUCGCUCUUCAAGAUCGGCGAGUACGACGGCCAGCCCACGGGGUUCCGCAACGCCGACAAGUUCCUGCGCAUGCACCCCUCGGACUCGCGCAUGUCCUCGUGGGGCCCGCUGACCUACACCGUCGGCUCGUCGGCGCUGACCGACUUCCCCAUGGCCCUCUUCAAGGGCGUCAACGACCCCGUCACCAUCAAGUUCUCCCUGUCCAGCGCCCCCAGCGGCACCGCCACCCUGCGCAUCGCCACCACCCUCUCCUUCGCCGGCGCCAGGCCCCAGGCCAAGGUCAACAGCUACACCGGCGCCGCCCCCGCCGCCCCUACCAAGAUCGACUCGAGGGGCGUCACGCGCGGUGCUUACAGGGGCUUCGGCGAGGUUUAUGAUGUCUCUAUCCCCGCUGGAACCCUCGUCAGCGGCAGCAACACCAUCACCAUCUCGGCCAUCUCCGGGAGCAGCGGGGACACUUACCUGAACCCCAACUUCAUCUUCGAUGCUGUUGAGCUGUUCACCGGUUAG